AUGCAAGUCCGUUGUCUCUCGUUACUAGCGCUCGCUGCAUCUCUUGUCAAUUCGACCCCAUCAAACGAAAGGAAAACAUGCACCAUCCAAGCAAGCGGUACGAAUGUGACCGAUGACGCCCCAGCUAUUCGAGCUGCCUUUAAAGAAUGUGAUCGCGGAGGAAGGGUCGUGUUCAACCCAGUAACUUACUACAUCAACUCAAUUCUGAACAUUACAGGCCUUCAAGAUGUGGAAAUUGAUAUCCAGGGAAAGCUGCUGUGGAGCACCGACAUUCAAUACUGGCUAAAUCACUCCAUGUCCGUCGGGUACCAGAACCAAUCCACAGCUUUCAUUCUCGGAGGCGACAACCUCGAAAUUGACGGCCAUGGAAUUGGGACUCUUGACGGUAACGGCGACUAUUGGUAUGAAUGGAUACGAAAACAGCCAAACACGUCGAAUUAUCCCGGUCGACCCCAUCAGAUAACAUUCAACGGCCUCACAAAUUCAGUCGUCAAAGGCGUAAACUUUCUUCGAAGCCAGAUGUGGACGAUGUCGAUAAUCCACUCACAUUAUAGCCAGUUUCAGGACAUCUUGGUCAAUAAUACUGGAAAUCGUUUCCAAAGCUGGCGAGUAGCAAAUACCGACGGAGCCGAUACAAUAUUCUCUUCCCAUAUUCUCUUCCAAAACUGGACUGUUUAUAACGGUGAUGACAGCAUAGCUUUUAAAGCAAACAGCACGAGCAUCGUUCUUAAAGACUCAAGGUUUUAUGGUGGUCUCGGCAUCGCUAUCGGUUCGAUCGGUCAACUCAAGGGCGUCAGCGAAACAGUCGAGAAUAUUAGCGCUGAAAACAUUUACUUUGAGAAUACGUUGCACUCAUUUUAUGUCAAGACAUGGACGGACGAUCAAAACGGAUACCCUCCCAACGGUGGCGGUGGAGGCCUCGGGUAUGCCCAGAACCUUAGACUCAAGAACCUAGAAACGAAAGGGAUGCGCGGAGCCGCAUUUUCCAUAAGUCAAUGCACGAGGUUUAAAGGCGCACCUGGCCAGGGAAAUUGCACCAAUUCGCAAUUUCAAUUGAGGAAUAUUAGUAUCGACGGUUUGAAAGGGACGACUAAGUCCGGAAGAGUGGCAAGUCUACAGUGUAGUGCAGUUGCGCCAUGCACUGAUAUUGAACUAUCUCAUGUCGACCUGAAAUUUGAGAAUGGGACCAGUGCCAAGAGCUAUCUUUGUGGGAAUGUUAAGGAGAAUAAAGGAUGGGAAUGCACGGGGAAAGUCUGCGAGGGUGGAAGUGCUACAGGGGAAUGCUGA
This is a messenger RNA of Lindgomyces ingoldianus, 1287 nucleotides long. Its product is annotated as extracellular exo-polygalacturonase-like protein. NCBI's taxonomy places the organism in Eukaryota, Fungi, Ascomycota, Dothideomycetes, Pleosporales, Lindgomycetaceae. The transcript has 3 exons. The coding region runs from base 1 to 1287 and encodes 428 amino acids. Gene Ontology annotation, biological process: carbohydrate metabolic process. Gene Ontology annotation, molecular function: polygalacturonase activity. The record is from RefSeq and is a predicted model, not a curated record.